Molecule: messenger RNA, 171 nt
Organism: Phytophthora sojae
Lineage: Eukaryota; Oomycota; Peronosporomycetes; Peronosporales; Peronosporaceae
Exons: 1
Source: RefSeq, a predicted model, not a curated record
UUCGUGCCGUACUUGCUGGGCUUGUCCGGCAUGAAAAUGCGCAUGGGGUUGAACUUGCUGCGAUUCGGCAUCAUUCCUUCGUCGAACGAGAUGACCUUCCCCAGCCGAUAUCCACGACGAAACGUUUUCUCGACUGCUUGCAGCACCGGUCGAAUUUUCCAUGCCUUGUCA